Cinara cedri is the source of this 301-nucleotide messenger RNA. Lineage: Eukaryota; Metazoa; Arthropoda; Insecta; Hemiptera; Aphididae. The record is from the annotation of a GenBank genome assembly.
CUGAUAACCACGCCCGAAACCACAAAAGUUUCCGCGGUAGCUCUCAAAUUACCAGCGAAUGAUAUUGUGGAGGAAUUCAAUUGUUUGGUUGUGACCCGUUGUUCGGUGAGUAAAACAUGAUGUAGAGUAGAAUACAAUGGCUAAAGGAUUAUUUUUUUUUCUUGAAUGAAAAAAAAUUUUCUUUUAAUGUGAUCCCUAUCAAUCAUAAUUAUGUUAUGUACAUUGAUGUGAUAUUCAGGAUGGCGCCGUGCGUGGUUUGUUAUAUAAACUGACAGGACAGGAAUUUGAAUUGGACUUCGAG